AUGGCAAUUCAUUUCACCAUCACCUCAUCAAAUUCUCCACUAAGAUAUACUAGCACAAUGCACUUCGAGAACUACGAUCCUUGUUUCCCUGAUCAGCCAGUGGUUGAUCUUUACCUCCAAAUAUGGGGAAAAUUGCCAGCUUUCAAGUCCAAACCAGCUUUCAUUUGGGCCGAAGAUGAUUCAGCUUCUUCAGGCACCGGGGCUAGCACUUGCUCAGCCAUCACCUAUCAGCAGCUGAACAAUUCAGCGGAUUGCAUUUCCUCCCAGCUGUUACUUCCGCUGCAAAGGGGUGAUACUGUGGUUGUGAUGUGUGCUCCAGGACUGGAACUCGUAGAGAUCAUUUUUGGGUGUCAAAGAGCUGGCCUUUUGUCUGUUCCUGUUGUCCCUCCAGACCCGUCUUUUGCUGAAGAUAAUUAUCACCACCUCGUCAGAGUUAUAUCCCAGACAAAGCCUAAAGCUGCCAUUGCAAAUCAUUGUUAUAUCGAGCGCGUUAAGCAGUAUAAAUCUUCACCUUCGACCAAUAAACAACUCUCUGAGUGGUUGCAGAAGCUUAGCUGGAUUUCAAUUGAGGCUAUUAAAGGCAAGAAACUGGACGGGAACUCGAAUUCAGUACCGUACAGCGGUUGCAAAGCUGAAGAGGUGUACCUGAUUCAGUACACUUCUGGUGCCACAGGAAUUCCAAAACCAGUUCUUGUAACGGCGGGUGCAGCUGCUCACAAUGUUAGAGCAGCAAGGAAAGCUUAUGAUCUGCAUCCCAAUAGCGUUAUUGUUUCUUGGUUGCCUCAGUACCAUGAUUGUGGCCUCAUGUUCUUGCUACUUACCGUAGUGUCAGGAGCAACCAGUGUCUUAACAUCGCCAGCUACAUUCUUAAAAAGGCCCCGAAUAUGGCUCGAGUUGAUUACCUUUUUCAGGGCAACUUGCACUCCCGUUCCAUCUUUCACAUUACCUCUUGUUCUUAAGCGAGGUGGGGUUGCUCGGGGAACAAUUCCUAUAAACUUGGAAAGCAUGAAGAACUUAAUUGUCAUCAAUGAGCCAAUAUACAAAGAUGCUGUUGAAGAAUUCAUUCAAGUAUUUAGGAGAUUUGGGCUGAAUCCAUCAGCCAUCUCUCCAUCUUAUGGCUUAGCAGAGAAUUGCACGUUCGUUUCUACGGCAUGGAGAAUCGGCAGAAAUAACAAUUUGCCAACUCACAAUAAGCUCUUACCUAGUGCGAGGCUCAUUUCUUUUGACAAAGAUGAGGAAGAAGAUAUUGAAAUUCUAGUUGUCAAUGAAGAAACGCAAGAGCCUGUCGAGGAUGGAACAGAAGGUGAGAUAUGGAUAUCAUCUCCGAGCAAUGCCUCUGGCUACCUUGGCCAUCCUUCUCUGAGUAGAGAGGUAUUCAAUGGGAUGCUCAGCAAGAGAGUGGGGCGGUGCUAUGUCCGAACUGGAGAUAGAGGAGUUGUCAUUGGAGAUGAUAGGUAUUUAUUCGUGACAGGUCGAAUUUCAGACAUCAUUAAACUCCCAAAUGGUCAAGAAUUGCAUCCUCAUUACAUAGAAACUGCAGCUUACAACAGUCAUCCGAAAAUACUCCGAGGAGGCUGUAUUGCAGCAUUUAUGGUUUCAGGAACUCUAGCUAUUGUUGCAGAGAUUCAAAAUUUUGAAAGAGAACGAAGAGCUAUGAGGAACAUAUGUGAAGGGAUAAGGAAAUCUAUCAUGGAAGAAGAGAGCGUAGCAGUUGGACUGAUCGUUCUUGCUGAAAGUGGAAGUGUUCCAAAGACUACUUCUGGCAAAAUACGGAGAUGGUUAGCUAAGGAGAACCUGAUAAGGGCCAAAAUUCGUACAAUAAUGCAGAUGGAAUUAAAAGAGGAAAAUUGUGAUUUAGCAGUUAGCAAGAAGAUAAAUCAUUCAAGAGAAGAAGGGAAGGGAGAAACAUGCAAACUUAAGGGGAAGGGUGAGGUUGUAGCAGAGCACAAGCUAGGAGGGAUCAUCCUUUCGCUAUCAGAAGCUCCAACUAAAGGACCCUUGCUAUCUUCUCUAUAG
Molecule: messenger RNA, 2016 nt
Organism: Coffea eugenioides
Lineage: Eukaryota; Viridiplantae; Streptophyta; Magnoliopsida; Gentianales; Rubiaceae
Product: long-chain-fatty-acid--AMP ligase FadD26-like
Exons: 1
Coding region: 1-2016 (671 amino acids)
Biological process (GO): lipid biosynthetic process
Source: RefSeq, a predicted model, not a curated record